AUCUUAACUUCACCGAUGGCCGAUUACUGGAAAUCUCAGCCAAAAAAAUUCUGCGAUUACUGCAAGUGCUGGAUAGCAGACAACAGACCUAGCAUUGAUUUUCAUGAAAGAGGAAAGAAUCAUAAAGAAAAUGUGGCAAAAAGAAUUAGUGAGAUUAAAAAGAAAAGCUUGGAAAAAGCAAAAGAAGAAGAAAACAUGUCAAAAGAAUUUGCAGCAAUGGAGGAGGCUGCAAUGAAAGCAUAUCAAGAGGACAUGAAAAGGCUUGGAAUUAAGCCAGAUGAGGUAGGUCCCAGUUCGACACAGAAUAAACCACAGAGUAACACAGUGGAAACAAAAGAAAAGAAAGAGAAGAAGGAAAAGAAGGAGAAGAAAGAAAAGAAAAAAAAGACAUCUCAGGACAACUCAAAAACUGAAACGAAGGAGUGGGUGCAAGGAUUUUCUCCCGAAGGCUAUACAUAUUACUACAACACAAAAACAGGAGAAUCCCAGUGGGAGAAGCCUAAAGGAUUCCAAGGCAACUCUCAAAACUCACAAACGGGAGCAGAGUGGGUAGAAGGUGUCACUGAAGAUGGCCAUACCUAUUACUAUAACACACAAACAGGAGUAUCCACAUGGGAGAAACCGGCUGGUUUUGUUUCAUCUUCAAAACAAGACAAGGAUUCUGAAGAAACAGAUUCCAAAGCGUCUGAAUCGGACUCGGAAGACAGUGAAAAUGAAGCACAGAGCUCAGAAAGGAAUUUCAAGAGGAAAGGAGAUAAUGGUGAAGAAUCUGAGGAAGGGAAAAAGUCUUCCAAAGCUAAAAAGUUAAGUCCUUAUGGAAAAUGGCGAGAAGUUAAGUCAGAAGAAACAGCUGAUAAAGAGGAGAGUUCAUCAGCUUCCCAAGAAAGCUCUGGUGAUGCUAACAAGACCAACCCGUAUGGAAAAUGGAAAGCAAUUAAGCAAGAAGGAGAAGAUGAAGAAGAAGAAGGAGGUGAAAAAGUGGACCUGGAGCUUCCUAGUACAGAGAGUGACAGUAUUCCAGCCCCAGUGCUAGAUGUUGCAGAAGAUGAGCCAGUGAUAUUCAAAGAGAAGACAGUCACUUCCCUUGGAGACAUGACAGAAGGGGUGCCGACUUUUAAGAAGAGGAAAUUUGAAAAUGGAAAAUCUAGAAACUUAAGACAAAGACUCAGUGAUCAGUAAUAAUUAACAAAUCAUUUUAGAUUGUCUUUAAGCUAGAGUGAAUCAAAAGUUUAAUAUUUUAAACAGGCUUUUAUAAAGAAAAUGUUGGAUAGAAAUUAAGGAUUUAUAGCUAUUAAAACGUGUGAGUUGUAAUAUUUUUUUAUUUUAUUUUGAUGUGAUUGACUUUGGAAUGGAAGUUGGUGUUAUAUUACUUAUGCAAUAUUGUAAAUACAUUUAUUUUUUAUUUUAACCAUGCCAUCUAAGUUUGCUUUGCUCUGUGUAUGCUGUUUUAAAUACAUUGUGUAAGGUUUUUUACUCCUUUUCUAAGUAUGGGAGAAUGUGGUGAUCCUUAAUCUGGCAAAAAUGAUGCAGACCUUUCCUUUUUACAGAGGAAAUGGAUCAAUGGAAUGUACUAGAGAGUAAAAUCAUCCUCCAAAGUUUGUUUAGGUGGAGUAGUUUCCCAGUUAAUGAGUAAAAAUAUUGUGAUUACUAACCUUGGGCUAAUUGCUUGCAAAAGAGCAGGUGGUGAGAGUGCCAACAUUUUAAAUAGGCCAUUUGAAAGCUGCUUUUAGAGGAGUUACUCACAUCGGUGCCACUCAUUCCAAGUAACAUUCCGAAAUAAAUUGGUUGUGUCUGUGCAUGAUGAGUGUAUUAAACCUCUGCAGAAGAUUUAAA
Molecule: messenger RNA, 1833 nt
Organism: Calidris pugnax (ruff)
Lineage: Eukaryota; Metazoa; Chordata; Aves; Charadriiformes; Scolopacidae
Gene: WBP4
Product: WW domain binding protein 4
Exons: 10
Coding region: 16-1179 (387 amino acids)
Biological process (GO): mRNA splicing, via spliceosome
Cellular component (GO): precatalytic spliceosome; nucleus
Molecular function (GO): RNA binding; zinc ion binding; protein binding
Source: RefSeq, a predicted model, not a curated record